GAGAAAGCAACAGGAAAAAGGUUUGUGAAUGCGCGCGAGUUUAGUUCCAAUGUAACAUUCACGACGAGAAAUUAUUACGAAACCGGUUCUUUUUUCUAAAUUUAAAAGACAAAUAUUUCUAAAAGCGAAAGAGUAAAGAAUUAUAAUAGAGAAAUAUUUUUGAGAUUUAUAAUACGACGAAAAAAAAGAGAGGGAGUGCAGUUUCGCAUCUUAAUUGAUAAAGAAUUUCACAUGACGUUGCCUAAUUAUUAAGAACAAGUGGUUCUCACUGUCCUCUCGUCGAGUAUUCUUCAAAUAUCACAUAUAACGAAUAAUAUUAUUAUUGAAUCUGCGCAUGAUACAGUUAAACCUUAUCAUUACCGUCCAAAGUCUUAAUCAAAAUCGCAUUUGAUAAGAACCGGCAUAUUUUUUUAUUUUAUUAUUAAUCGUGCUCUAUAUACUUUAUAAGUGAAAUUCACAGUUUGAUUUUUUUUGGAGAAAAUUUUUUUUGACAAAAAGGGACCAAAAAUGCCGACUUCUAUUUUAAUACAACAUAUAAAUACUGGAAUUUUGACCGCCUGUUUAGUUGGAUCGGCACUUUCUUAUUACGCCUAUCAUGUUGAAACUGCAAAAGAAUUGGAUAAAUCGUACAAGCCCUUUUGUGACAUCAGCGAACACGUCAGCUGUACGAAAGCAUUUAUGUCUGUAUAUGGAAAAGGAUUUGGAUUGGUUUCUGAAGACUCUGUAUUACAUGUUCCAAACAGUAUUUUUGGAGUUUUGUUUUAUACACUAAUCGCUAUAUUAAGUUUUUUCAAUCGACAACCAUAUACGGGAAUAUCAGUGAUUUUGGGACUAUUUGCAAAUCUCAGCUCAGUCUAUCUCUCUUUAAUUUUAUACUGGUUAAAUGAUAUUUGUAUAGUUUGCAUUUGCACUUAUAUUGUAAAUCUUGCAAUUGUACUAUUGACAUUUAAAAAGAUACAAAUCUGUUCGGCGGAAAUUGCGAAACGAGAAAAAACGAAAAGAAACGCUGCAACGACAGAAAAAUCGAAAAAACAUACAGAUUAAAUUUGUAUAUUUUUAUUAUUUAUAAUAAUCAACUCAAAUUAAACAAUAAACAUUUCGUAUUUUU
Molecule: messenger RNA, 1108 nt
Organism: Leptopilina boulardi
Lineage: Eukaryota; Metazoa; Arthropoda; Insecta; Hymenoptera; Figitidae
Gene: Vkor
Product: vitamin K epoxide reductase complex subunit 1
Exons: 3
Coding region: 508-1044 (178 amino acids)
Biological process (GO): vitamin K metabolic process; peptidyl-glutamic acid carboxylation
Molecular function (GO): vitamin-K-epoxide reductase (warfarin-sensitive) activity
Source: RefSeq, a predicted model, not a curated record